This is a messenger RNA of Trichoderma citrinoviride, 1026 nucleotides long. RefSeq lists its product as hypothetical. Lineage: Eukaryota; Fungi; Ascomycota; Sordariomycetes; Hypocreales; Hypocreaceae. Bases 1 to 1026 code for a protein of 341 amino acids. The record is from RefSeq and is a predicted model, not a curated record. The transcript has a single exon.
AUGCCACGCAGACGGCUAUGGGCGUCUACGCCCCUUCUGUUCCUCUUCCUCGCCCCAGCCCUCGCCGUCGUCGAGGCCGACUUCUCCUUCUACCCUACCAACGCCCAGCCAUGCCUGAACCAGGCCGCCGCGACCUCCAAGUGCAUCGGCUCGACCGUCAUGGACCUCAACAACUGCCUGUGCGGCAACUGGAACGACUUUGUCAUCCUGGCAGCCACGUGCAUCGGCAAGAACGACAAGGAGGACUCGGUGCCCGUGUACAAGACGAUGGUGUCUGCGUGUGCCGACUCGGACACGCCGCUGGACGUGUCGCCGAGCGAAUUCUACGGCGCCGUCGAUGGAGAGACCACGACGACGACGACGACGACAUCAGCAGCAACGACGAUGUCGACGGCCACAACGACAAACUCGGCGACGCAGACGGACGUCCACAGCACCGUGACAUCGCAGCCGACGAGCUCCAGCACCGCCGCCCCGCAGGAGAGCCUGUCGACGGGCGCGACAAUCGGCAUCGCGCUGGGCGCGUCCUUUGGCGGCGUCGGCUCCAUCGCGGGGCUGGUGUACUUUCUGCUGCGGCGGUCCAAGAAGCAGGACGAGGAGCGGCACCCGAUGCUGCCGCAGUACGGCGACGAGGGGGCUCGGUUCAGCGGCCAGCCGCCGCCGCCCGAGCCGACGCCGUCGCCGGGCCUGCUGAGCAACUAUUCCUCCUCCGAGGCGAUGAAGCAGGCGGGGGCGACGUCGUCGUGGGUGUCGCCGCUGCAGAGCCCGGACUACCGGUAUUCGGCGGCGACGUGGGACGGCGCGCAGGGGGCGUAUCAGGGGCCGCUUGCGCCGACGGGGGCGGGCUCGGAGAUGCUGCUCCCGUUGCAGGCGCAGGGCGUGAGCGGUGCUGAGGGCGAUACCACGGGGAUGGUGUUUGAGAUGGAUGCGACAGCAUCGCAGGUGUCGUCGGCGCGGGUUGAGGUUCCGGGGGCCGUUGAGGUCCCGGGGAGUAUGCCGUCCGAACGGCCAGAGGGGAGGUUAUAG